This is a messenger RNA of Candida albicans SC5314, 1221 nucleotides long. It is a transcript of the gene OYE23, whose product is annotated as Oye23p. Gene Ontology annotation, molecular function: FMN binding; NADPH dehydrogenase activity. The transcript has a single exon. The record is from RefSeq and is a predicted model, not a curated record. The coding region runs from base 1 to 1221 and encodes 406 amino acids. Lineage: Eukaryota; Fungi; Ascomycota; Pichiomycetes; Serinales; Debaryomycetaceae.
AUGACUGUCGAAUCAACUAACUCAUUUGUUGUCCCGGCCGGUACUAAACAAAUUGAAAUUGCCCCCUUAGGAUCAACGAAAUUAUUCCAACCAAUUAAAGUUGGUAAAAAUAUUUUACCCCAUCGUGUUGCUCAUGCCCCAACCACCAGAUUCAGAGCUGCCAAAAAUCAUACUCCAAGUGAUUUACAAUUAGAAUAUUAUAAAACUCAUUCUCAAUAUCCAGGUACUUUGAUCAUCACUGAGGCAACUUUCACUUCUGAACAAGGUGGUAUGGAUUUACAUGUUCCUGGAAUUUAUAAUGAUGCUCAAACCAAAGCUUGGAAGAAAAUCAAUGAUGAAAUUCAUGCUAAUGGAAGUUUCAGUUCAAUGCAAUUAUGGUAUUUAGGUAGAGUUGCAAACCCCAAAGAUUUGAAAGAUGCUGGAUUACCCCUUAUUGGUCCAUCAGCAGUUUAUUGGGAUGAAGAAAGUGAGAAAUUGGCCAAAUCUGUUGGUAAUGAAUUGAGGGAAUUGACAGAAAAGGAAAUCGAUCAUAUUGUUGAAGUUGAAUAUCCGAAUGCUGCUAAACGUGCCAUUGAAGCAGGAUUUGAUUAUAUUGAAGUUCAUAGUGCCCCGGGUUAUUUCUUAGAUCAAUUUUUGAACCCAGCUUCCAAUAAGAGAACCGAUAAAUAUGGUGGUAGUAUUGAAAAUCGUGCACGUUUAUUAUUAAGAAUUAUUGAUAAAUUGAUUGGUAUAGUUGGUGCUGAAAAAUUGGCUGUUCGUUUAGCACCAUGGUCAUCAUUUUUAGGUAUGGAAAUUGAAGGUGAAGAAAUCCAUUCAUAUAUUUUACAACAAUUACAACAACGUGCUGAUAAUGGUCAACAAUUAGCUUAUGUUUCACUUAUUGAACCUCGUGUUAUUGGGAUUUUUGAUGCUUCGUUAGAAGAUCAAAAAGGUCGUAGUAAUGAAUUUGCUUAUAAAUAUUGGAAAGGAAAUUUUGUUCGUGCUGGUAAUUAUACUUAUGAUGCCCCAGAAUUUAAAACUUUACUUCAUGAUUUAGAUAAUGAUCGUACUAUUGUGGGGUUUGCAAGAUUUUUCACUUCCAAUCCUGAUUUAGUGGAAAAAUUGAAAUUGGGUAAACCAUUGAAUCAUUAUGAUCGUGAAGAAUUUUAUAAGUACUACAACUAUGGUUAUAAUUCUUAUGAUGAAUCUGAAAAACAAGUCAUUGGUAAACCAUUGGUCUAG